GGAAGAGCUUGCUGGUAGAUAUGUCUGGUCGCGGGAAAGGCGGGAAGGGUCUGGGCAAAGGAGGCGCCAAGAGGCACCGGAAGGUCCUUCGGGACAACAUCCAGGGCAUCACCAAGCCCGCCAUUCGCCGCCUGGCUCGUCGCGGGGGAGUCAAGCGCAUUUCGGGGCUCAUCUAUGAGGAAACCCGGGGCGUCCUGAAGGUCUUCCUGGAGAACGUCAUCCGCGAUGCCGUGACUUACACCGAGCACGCCAAGAGGAAGACUGUCACCGCCAUGGACGUUGUCUACGCCCUGAAGCGACAAGGCCGCACUCUGUACGGCUUUGGAGGCUCUGCCAUUGGGGAAAUCAGCCCUUUUGUGACAGAGUGGGUGGCUCUGAAAAGAGCCUUUGGGGCUUUGCUGGCUUCGGAGGAAGGAAAGCAGAGUGUUUUACUUGGCCUUGGCCUUGUGGCUCUCGGUCUUCUUGGGGAGGAGCACGGCCUGGAUGUUGGGCAGGACGCCUCCCUGGGCGAUGGUGACUCUGCCCAGCAGCUUGUUGAGCUCCUCGUCGUUGCGGAUGGCCAGCUGCAAGUGGCGAGGGAUGAUGCGGGUCUUCUUGUUGUCCCGGGCCGCGUUUCCCGCCAAUUCCAGGAUCUCAGCCGUCAGGUACUCCAGCACGGCCGCCAUGUAGACCGGCGCCCCGGCCCCGACCCGCUCGGCGUAGUUGCCCUUCCGGAGGAGACGGUGCACGCGGCCCACGGGGAACUGCAGCCCGGCUCGGGAAGAUCGGGUCUUGGCCUUGGCUCUAGCUUUGCCUCCUUGCUUGCCGCGUCCAGACAUGAUGCCUUUGAAGAGAAGCUUAAACAACAAAGAGCUCUUGUACACUUCGGAAGGAUGUCUGGUCGCGGAAAGGGCGGUAAAGGCUUGGGCAAAGGAGGUGCGAAGAGGCACAGGAAGGUCCUUCGGGACAACAUCCAGGGCAUCACCAAGCCCGCCAUUCGCCGCCUGGCUCGUCGUGGAGGCGUCAAGCGUAUUUCGGGGCUCAUCUAUGAGGAAACCCGGGGCGUCCUGAAGGUCUUCCUGGAGAAUGUCAUCCGCGAUGCCGUGACUUACACCGAGCACGCCAAGAGGAAGACUGUCACCGCCAUGGAUGUGGUCUACGCCCUGAAGCGACAAGGCCGCACUCUUUACGGCUUUGGAGGCUAAUUUUCCAAUCCUAAUCUCUUAACA
Molecule: messenger RNA, 1208 nt
Organism: Anolis sagrei ordinatus
Lineage: Eukaryota; Metazoa; Chordata; Lepidosauria; Squamata; Anolidae
Source: RefSeq, a predicted model, not a curated record